AUGAACACUCCUCCCCAAGUGGAAAUUCGCAUCCUCCAAGCGAGGAAACUUUUCCCAGCAGAAGGAUACGAAAAGAAAAUCAUCAUCUACGUCGAUGAGAUCUCUGAUACCGAUCGGUCGGUUUAUCCUCCCGUUCUCAUCAAUCUCCGUAGCUUAAGUCGCGACCACAUCCGAGGGCUUCUCCAAGAUCAACUCCUUAGCCACCACAACGACUUGUUAUCCUUAAGUUUAGAAAGAGAGAUCUCAAGGGCUGCAACAGCGUUAGGUUUUGGCAGUAACGGUUUUUACUUGAUCAUCUCCGUCAGAAUUACUCACCAGACCGUCGUGGUUAACAGCGAGGAGUUAUUGAGGAUGGUUUUACUAGGGAGUAAGAUGAAUACAGAGGAACUGAAGAGUAUGGAAACAGAGCCGUGUUCAAUCUGUCUCGACGAGCUCUCAUGUUCGGAUUCCAAAAAAACUGGUGUCCCUACACGCAUGACUUGUUCCCAUGUCUUCCACGAUCGCUGUCUCAUUGAGUGGCUUCAACGCAAAAACACUUGCCCGUUGUGUCGUUCUGUGCUGUACGAUCGAUGA
This is a messenger RNA of Eutrema salsugineum, 573 nucleotides long. Its product is annotated as E3 ubiquitin-protein ligase Praja-1. The coding region runs from base 1 to 573 and encodes 190 amino acids. NCBI's taxonomy places the organism in Eukaryota, Viridiplantae, Streptophyta, Magnoliopsida, Brassicales, Brassicaceae. The record is from RefSeq and is a predicted model, not a curated record. Gene Ontology annotation, cellular component: cytoplasm. Gene Ontology annotation, molecular function: ubiquitin protein ligase activity. The transcript has a single exon. Gene Ontology annotation, biological process: protein ubiquitination.